Messenger RNA from Wasmannia auropunctata (little fire ant), 1579 nucleotides. It is a transcript of the gene PQBP1, whose product is annotated as polyglutamine-binding protein 1. Gene Ontology annotation, molecular function: protein binding. NCBI's taxonomy places the organism in Eukaryota, Metazoa, Arthropoda, Insecta, Hymenoptera, Formicidae. The transcript is spliced from 7 exons. The record is from RefSeq and is a predicted model, not a curated record. The coding region runs from base 517 to 1437 and encodes 306 amino acids.
CAGUCGCACCGCGAUUAUAAUUGGCAAAGAAUCGACGUGUGCGGCAAACCGUCGUGUUGUCCCACUAACUCGGGAAUUCCACUCGCACAACAAGAUAAAUGUGCAUUCGGGCGUUGAAGAGAGAGAGAGAAAAAGCGAAGAUUCUGAGUGCAAAAAGUGCACGCGACAGUUCCAUUUGAGUGUGAAAGUCUGUCAAGUAAUGUCAUUGGCCUGCGUGGCCUCGAACGCUUUAGUGAUAUUUUAUCACGAUUCGGGUUUCUAGGGUCAGAUCCCAGCGAGGAACUAGGCAGGGACCAAUCACGUUAAAGAAUUUACGGAGCUACUUUCAAGUGCUUGACAGGUCACUUCUUGAAUGCGCGUCGUUUUCGGUACUCCGGUUUCACGGUUUUGUAAACAAUCGCGAUUGUGACAAUUGUCACCGAGAGUGGGAUAUCGCAUCAAGAGAAAGCUGUCUUGGCAUUAUUUAUGCGAUUGAUAAAUAAUUUUCUGAAAGUUCGAAUUUAAGGAAAUCCAAAAAUGCCCCUGCCAGCGGCGUUAGCUGCACGUCUUGCGAAAAGGGGGUUAAUCGCCGGAUCCGAAAAGCAUGGUUGUGGUGUUAAUUUUACAGAAUCCGGGAAGAAAGAAGCCAAGAAGAAAGUGCAUGAAGAAGUAAUAGCCGAGGAUUACGAUAAUACAAAAGAUGAGAUUAACCAGAUUGACAUAUCUCAAAAAUUUAUGGGUUACAGUGGCUGCCCUAAUAAAUACAAUAUUUAUCAUGAAUGUACAAAAAAAUGUAAGGAGUUAUGGGGAGCGGGACAAGUGCAACCUUCAGACAAAUAUUUGAAGCUACAAAUGAGAUUAAUUCAAAAGUAUCCGUUGCCCGAGACUUGGAAGGCCGUUUAUGAUCCCGGAUCUGGACAACAUUAUUAUUGGGAUUGGUCAUCUGAUUUGGUAUCUUGGUUACCGCCUGGUCAUCCCAAAUGUCAAAUAUCGCAACCAGCGUCCCAAUUACGUGAAGAGUUGCAUUUGAAGCUAGGGGAUCAAGAUGACAACAUGUCAAGUGACGACAGCACCAGCGAUCAAGAGCAAAUGGAAGUGGAGGAAAGUGAGCCUGUCAAAAAAGAUAGGAAGAUCGAAAAUCGUGCGAGAUACAAAGGACCGGAUAAUAAAAGAAUUUACAGAUCUGACAGAACCGAUGGUAAAGAUUCCAAAGAUCGUACUUUGGAUCCUAUGGAUCCUGCAUCCUACAGCGAUAUUCCUAGGGGGAAAUGGUCGGAUGGAUUGGCUAAACAUAACGAGGCUAAAACUGGCGCCGAUACGACCGCCUCGGGUCCUCUUUAUCAAAUGAGGCCAUAUCCCAGUCCAGGCGCGGUGCUUCGCUCUAAUAGAGCCAAUAAAGCAGACUCGGAAUCGUCCAACAAGCCACCGAAAGUUGCGUUUCCUGAAAAGCCAGAAUAAAUAAAUACACUUUGUGAUAACAAUUACUUAAUUUUAUGUGAUUUCGUUAAUACAUUAAAAUAUAUUUAACGAUAAUUAUUCUGCACGAGAUAACAUUUUACUAUUGUAAAAUGUACAAUAAAUACUUUUAGACUAACGAGAA